AUGGGUUUGGGUUUUAGGCUGAACCUCAAGUGUGGCUUUCCUGUUCAUUCUUCUCACUGGCAAACCACUUCCCCUUCGAAGCUUUCUUCAACUUCGGUUAGAGGCAGGGAGGGCUCUUUCAACUCAGCAAGGUUGUCCUUUCUGUCUGUUAUUUCUGAGGAAGGUGAGGCUUCUAGUAAAGAUCCUCUGAAAGUGUACACUUCUCCAUCUGCUUCCCCACAAAUCUUAGAGGACGGUGUCUCAGAAAUGGAAGAGACAGCCUUUAGGAGGGUGCCAAAGAGUAUUAGUGACAACCAGAUGCCUGUUGCAGAAGGCAAGUUUAUAUCCAGUAAAGGCUUAGACGCAUGCACGGCAUCUCAUUUUAGUUUGUUACUGCAAAAUCUUAAUGUUUUGGAGGAGACUUUUGCUACUUCAGAUGUGUUAAAGUUGGAGAAAGAGAUUCUAUUGCAACUAGCAAGGCUUGGAGCUCUAAAGUUAUUCGAUAUCUGUCUAUCAAGAACUCUUAAAACCUCAAGCUUUUUGGAUUUGUCUGACAUACCUACAGUACCGGUUGAAGAGGGUAAGAUGGAGAGAAAAGAAGAUAACAACGUAUUCGAGAUUAUUGUUCGUUCUGGGAAAAAGGAAGAAAGAAGAUCAAGAAAAAGAACAUCAGAUAAUGCCAUAGUGUCUUCUAAUUCAUUGCCUCCAAAAACAAUUUGGAAAGGUCUUAAAAGGCCUACUCUUUCAUCAGGAAAAAGAGCAUCAAAUUAUAGAAGUAGAAGACUGACCAUUUCUAAAAAUGAGGCAGAAAUGUCAAUUGGGGUUAAGGUGAUCGCCGACUUGGAGAGAAUUAAAGAAACUUUGGAAAAGGAAACUGGUAAAGUAGUGACCUUAAGGUGCUGGGCAGAAGCAUCUGGAGUUCAUGAAAGGGUGCUGCUACAGCAUUUGCGUUUUGGUUGGUAUUGCCAGGAUGAGCUUAUAAGGAGCACUCGUUCCUUAGUUCUAUACCUUGCUAGAAACUAUAGAGGGCUAGGGGUAGCCUUGGAUGAUUUAAUUCAGGCUGGAAACCUGGGUCUCCUGCAAGGUGCAGAAAGGUUUGAUCACUCAAGGGGUUAUAGAUUCUCAACCUAUGUUCAAUACUGGAUAAGGAAAUCAAUGUCAAGAUUGGUGGCACAGCAUGCUAGGGGGGUCCAAAUUCCGUUCACACUAAGCAAGGCAAUAAAUCAGAUACAGAAAGCUCGAAAAGCCAAUUACAACAGCCACAUGAAAUACCCAGAUGAUGAGGAAAUUGCAAAGAUUACAGGUCUUUCUUUGGCGAGAAUCAGAUCAGCUAGUACAUGUCUGAGAGUUGUGGGUUCGGUAGAUCAUAAAAUGUGGGAAAGCUCUGAUGGGACAUAUAUGGAAUUUACACCAGACACAUCACUAAAGAGCCCUGAAGAAACUGUCGUGAGGCAACACAUGAAAAAGGACAUUCAUGAUCUGCUGAAAGGGUUGAAUUUGAGAGAGAGGCAAGUGUUGGUACUGCGAUACGGGCUAAACAACUACGACCCCAAGUCACUUGAGGAGAUUGGCAGGCUUUUCCAUGUGAGCAAGGAGUGGAUAAGGAAGAUAGAAAAGAAAGCUCUGAUGAAGCUGAGGGUUGAAGAAUCCCACAGAUACCUAAGCCAUUACUUGAAUAACUAG
Prunus armeniaca (apricot) is the source of this 1662-nucleotide messenger RNA. Lineage: Eukaryota; Viridiplantae; Streptophyta; Magnoliopsida; Rosales; Rosaceae. The record is from the annotation of a GenBank genome assembly.